Clarias gariepinus (North African catfish) is the source of this 2482-nucleotide messenger RNA. It is a transcript of the gene gipc2, whose product is annotated as GIPC PDZ domain containing family, member 2. The coding region runs from base 327 to 1337 and encodes 336 amino acids. The record is from RefSeq and is a predicted model, not a curated record. The transcript has 6 exons. NCBI's taxonomy places the organism in Eukaryota, Metazoa, Chordata, Actinopteri, Siluriformes, Clariidae. Gene Ontology annotation, molecular function: protein binding.
GUCGGAGCGGAGUUCACAGGUUUGAGGAGGAAGCGCGCGUUCUGUUUAUUUCCAGAUUUAGAUCUUGGAUUGUUUUUGAUUAUCUCUAAGAUUUCCGGUUUCAGCGCGCACGAACAUUUCUAUUAUGGAUGAAAUAAACUAAAAGAACAAAAAUCAUUCGGUCGUUGACUUUAUUGCUGUAGUCAGGCUCGCGCGUUCCGUACCUGCCGCGCGCGCGCGGAUUUAUCGCCGUCCCUCCUCCCUCUCCCUCACCCUCACUCCCCCCCACCUUCCUCCCCCUCUUCCUUCGCUCCCGGUGCCUUGGUUUCCCCGGUGAGGCGCACGCGAUGCCGUUGGGCCUGCGGAGAAAGAAGAAGUCGCGGGAGAGCUCGAGCCUGGUGGAGAAUGAGGAGAUCAGCGGCGGAGGAGGAAAAGGAAAAGGGGGAAGCGGCAGCGCGCACGCGGGGAAGAGCGCGGCGGUGAAUGGAGCCGGGCUCGCGCCGCCACCCGCCAACCUGCGCCCCAAGCUCGUGUUCCACACGCAGCUCGCGCACGGCAGCCCCACCGGCCGCAUCGAGGGAUUCGGCAACGUCAAGGAGCUGUACGGCAAAAUCGCAGAGGCGUUCAAUCUCAGCGCGUCCGAGAUCCUGUUUUGCACCUUGAACACGCACAAAAUCGACAUGGAGAAGCUGCUCGGGGGGCAGAUAGGGCUAGAGGACUUCAUCUUCGCUCACGUGAAAGGCAUCAAAAAGGAGGUGGAGGUGUACAAGGCUGAGGAUGCGCUGGGCCUCACCAUCACGGACAACGGCGCCGGAUACGCCUUCAUCAAGCGUAUAAAAGAGGGCAGCGUGGCAGAUGGCGUGAAGGUCAUCUGUGUGGGCGACCACGUCGAGUGUAUUAAUGGGAAGAACAUCGUGGGAACACGGCACUUUGAAGUGGCUCGCAUGCUCAAGGAUCUGCCCAAAGACCAGUCCUUCAAGCUCAAACUGGUCGAACCUAUGAAGGCUUUUGAGAUGCUCGAGCCGAGAUCAAAAGGAGCCAAGCCUCAGGGGGAGAACCGGGUCGGCACAGGCCGAGAGACGCUGAGACUCCGCUCCAAAGGUCCGGCCACCGUUGAGGAAAUGCCCACCGAGUUUGAAGAGAAGGCGGUGAAAAAAGUGGACGACCUCCUCGAGAGCUACAUGGGCAUCCGGGACACGGAAUUAGCGGCCACGAUGGUGGAGGUCGGACGGGACAAGAUGAACCCGGAUGAGUUUGCCAUGGCUCUGGACGAGGCUCUGGGAGACUUUGCGUUCCCUGACGAGUUUGUGUUUGACGUCUGGGGAGCUAUCGGAGACGCCAAGCAGGGGCGCUUUUAACUCCAACACGACACAAGUCUGCAGUACGGCUCGAGCUAAAGCAUAGAUUAAAAAAGAAAAAACGGCACGUGGUGGGCAGAAAGAAGUGCUGUUUGAGAUCACUGUGAUUUUUAGAAAAAUACACCAACUCACACACAAAGUGUACUUUUUCACCAAUUACAACUUUUUGUAUCGGGUACCAUUUUAUAUAUCGAUAAUGCCUCUUGGUUGACUUGACACCAAGUCUUUAGCCGUUUGAGCAUAGUUUGUCUCUAGGGCAGAGACAAGAACACGUUUAGAACAUAAAUGCCUGCAUUUUUCCCCUCCCCCCAAGAAUACACGUAAUUGGGCUUUAAUUUGCUGACAUCAUUGAACGUUCUUCUUAUGGCUGAUUUGCUAACGGUGUGUAAAAUCACUGACGCAAGAUGAUGUUUACUUCACAGCAACACACAAGACUAAAACAGGUCAUGUGCUGAAGAGAAGAUAAUUACUUACGUUACUGUAGUGAUCGUUCAGGUUUAUCCUUUUUAUUCAGUUUUUUGUUUUGGUUCCUUUCCCAGCUGAAGCUAUAUAAUGUUUAAUAAUUCAAGAGGGAAUUGUUGUGUAAUCAGUUGAUCCAUUGAAAGAGAGAUCAGGACAAGUUCCAUAGUUUGCCAUAAAUUAGUGAUUCAGUCUUUUUUUCUUUUUUUUUUUUACCCCCCUCUUUAUAGCUGGCUCUGCUGUAGUAGUCAUGUGCUGAUACUGAUAUAUACUAUACAUUAUAUACACCAAAAUCACCAUCAAUCCUAAGGUGAAACAUUUAUAUCUGAUUCAUUUCUACUUCCUGUAAUUCUGUUUACUCACUGGCUGAAACACCAUGUUUUAUUAAGCAUUAACACACACCUGGUUGCAUUUUGUAUACAAAUAACAGAAAAUGUAUCUUUUGUGAAUGAAUGGCAUUGUGUUUCUUUCCAGUUUUGCUCAAUGAAGGAUCACACCAAUCCAUCUUAAUCAUGUUAGGAAAUAUUUAUAGCAUAAAAGCUUUAGACAAGGGUGAUUUAAAAAAAAAACAACACUUAUCCAACUUUUUUUUGUACAGAAUAUUAAGGUUUAGUAAUUGUCAUUUUAUAGCCGGAUAGAUUUGUAAUCUUAAUUUAUUUGUUCAAUAAAAUCAUUUUAAACACCAA